GUUCGGGAGGGGAGGGCGGGGGAACGUUUACGGGGGCGAAGCCGCGAGCGUCACUGGGGCAACCUGACUGUCUGAGGGCGGGGCAGGAGGAACAAGGAGACUCGGCAACCGUUACCCCUGGCAACAGCGGAGCCCUGGGAGUAGGUAGCGAGCAGCCUGAGGAGCGAGGCCUGCACUCGACUGAGGCGAGGAGGAUGCGGGAGGGCGUGAAGGAGGAAGCGCUGCUGCUGGCCCGCGAUUACCUGCAGCACUGUCUGAACCCGGCCCGGGAGCCGAGGCCGCCCAACAAGACGGCCUUCACCCUCCGCAAAGUGGCGGACCAGAUGGUGGAGCAGCAUCAGGCCGCGUUCAGCAACAUGAAGAGCCGCUUCGACAACGGCCUGCAAAUGGCGGCUUGGCCGCGGAAGGCGGCGGCCGGGCCCGAGGGAGAGGCGGCGGGGACCCCUGCGUCGGGCCGGGAGGAGACCGAAACCGCGACGGCGGCGGUGGCCGCGGCCGACUUCCUGCGCCGGGUGGUGGAGGAGAUGUCGGCCGACGAGAAGAUGAACUGGGGCCGGGUGGUGAGCAUCUUCGCGUUCGCCGGGGUGUUGGGCCGGCACAUGAGGGACUCGGGCAUCGUCAUGAGCCCGGAGGCCGGGCCCAGCCUUGUGGAUUCGCUGGCGGAGAGUGUGGCCAAUUAUCUGGGCAAGGAGCGGCGAGAGUGGAUUGAACAAAACGGGGGCUGGGAGGGAUUUCUCAGAUUCUUUGGCAGUGAUGACCAUUGGCAAGAGUCAACAGUACGCAACAUGCUGAUAACAGUUGCUGGGUUUGGCAUAGCUGGAUUAGCUUGUCUUCUUGCUGUCCGAUAGACUGGUGCUUCUGACCAAUUGGAACAAUUGCUAACAUCUAGAAGAUAUAAAUUUCUCAGCACAAUGUUUUCCAUUUUUAUCUUCAUUUCUAAGGUAUUUUUGGAGGUUACCAUUGUGUGCGACAUUACAGCAAGAAACCUGAAGAUUUUCAAAAAUUGUCUGCAGUUUUGCUAGUGUUAUGUUUGUACACUUAAAUUUCAUUUUAAUAUACUGCCUACAAUACUACAAAGUAUCUCUUAAUCUUUUAAAAAGGCUUUCCUAAGAAUAGUGCAUUGAAGAAAAAAGGCAAGGUUAUGACCAAACUGGAAAUUAGAAGCCUUUUUCUACAGCCUAGUUCUGUUCUGAGAAUCUCAAAGAAUUGCACUAACUUGUUGAGUAAUCUAGAUAUGACAAGACAUAGCCAAAUACAAUUGACUCAUCACAAUCAUCCAUUUGACCUUUUUGCAACAGAAUAUCAGUUAUGACAUCUGACAUCUCUUUCCAAAUUUAAAUUAAAAGAAACCACCUAAUACAGAACCUUUCAGUGUAUAUAUCAAGUACUGUUAGUUUCUCCCCUUCCAUUUUCCUGUCAUUAGUUUUGGUCUAUGAAAGUCCAUUAUUAUUUUGUAGUAAUGCUUAUUCAAUCUUUUUAGUCUUAAAUGAUAACCACAAUUUUAAUGGAAUAUGGUAUUUCCAUAUUUAUGUACAGUGUAAACAUUAGCUAGCAAACCAUUGCAAGCAAAGUAACUUUUAAAUUUUUCCACUAGCAAAGUGUUAAUAAUUCUGUACUGUAUCAAGGUUGUAUUACAUUGUACAUGCAAGUUAGAAUGUUGUAAGCAAUUCAGUUGUGGAAGUUGACUGGUAAAUCACGAUUUAAACAUCCCACAUACUAAAUUGCAUAAUAGUAUUUAUUUUAUUAAAAUAAAAUCAUGCUGUGAUCUUUAAUCAGCUUUGAAAAGCUCGCUUUUACCUGAGCAUUUAUCCUUGGUGUAUGGAGCUAUUAAUAUUAUGUAGUUCCUGUAUUCUUUGGGAUGUUCUCAGACACAGGAUGUCAAAUUUGUUUGGUUGAUCAACAAAAUUCCUUGCUGUGCCCUAAUUAUUUCUAAGUAGUGUUAGAGGAGGAAACACUGCUUUUUCAGGGUUUCCUGUAUAUGUAUUACUUUACUGUCUUUUGUUUUUCUCCAGCUCUGAUAUAUGUAUGCCGUUUGGGUAUAAUGCUUGAAUAAGCAAGUCAUUCUACACUUUCAAACAAUUUGAAUUUUUAAAAUGUUAAUGUGCCUAAGUUUUAUCUUCCCCCAAAUAUGAUGGUGUGCUUGUGGCUAAAGUUGGUUGUGACUGGUUUUGCCAUUUAGCAUUACAGAACAAUGAAACUUGCAAAUUCUGAGGCUGUGUGGUAACACUCGAUAAAUAUCUUAUUCAAGUGGCUCUGUGAAACUUGAUAUAAAUACAGGCAUAUAUUCUAACCUCAACCACCAUUGCCUUCAAGCUUUUGCUAUUUGAGAGCACUUUUUUAAGGAAAUGAAUCAUUCCAAGACAAUUGACAAGAACCUUGUGGUUCCCCUGACUGAUUUUGGCCCUCUGACCAAAGGAGGCAGGAAUUGGAGACACCGUAUGAACCAGAACUGAAUGUCUGCAAUUGAAAGUGCAAGGCACUUUCAGCAAUUUAAAUUUGGUGCUCAUGCAGACUGGAUUGAAGUGGGGGAGGACUGAGGACCUGAGUGACUUGAAAACAAGGUUGCUUCACUGGCAUAGGAGCCAGUGUGUAGGUGAGCAAGUGUUUUGCACGACUUCCAAGUGUCUGGAGAGGAGAGUGUGCAAUGGACUAGUCUAGGGAGUAGCUGAACUUAGAUGGGCUAAAGUUUGAAUGAUGUUAGAGAUAGAUGUAGUCUCUCUCGGUGAAUUCAUAAGUUUCAUCAAAUGUUUAUAUCUAUCUGGUGACACCACUGAUCAGACUGACAAAUUAUGCACAUAUGUAAAGACAACAGCCUAGUCCCCAGCUCUGUGUGAAUUGUUUUGCAUUUAGUUUUGAACUGCAGAUUUAACCUGAUAAAUCUAAGAAUGCAUAUCAUUCGGGCAGUUUAGGGUAGUGUUGAGGAAUGCAUAAUUGCUGAUUAAACGUUUAAAUGGAAAUAAAGUUGAUUACAGUCCUG
Molecule: messenger RNA, 2977 nt
Organism: Chiloscyllium plagiosum (whitespotted bambooshark)
Lineage: Eukaryota; Metazoa; Chordata; Chondrichthyes; Orectolobiformes; Hemiscylliidae
Product: guanine nucleotide-binding protein subunit beta-5
Biological process (GO): extrinsic apoptotic signaling pathway in absence of ligand; release of cytochrome c from mitochondria; intrinsic apoptotic signaling pathway in response to DNA damage
Cellular component (GO): mitochondrial outer membrane
Molecular function (GO): BH domain binding
Source: RefSeq, a predicted model, not a curated record